This is a messenger RNA of Closterium sp. Yama58-4, 1803 nucleotides long. NCBI's taxonomy places the organism in Eukaryota, Viridiplantae, Streptophyta, Zygnematophyceae, Desmidiales, Closteriaceae. The record is from the annotation of a GenBank genome assembly.
AUGGUGGAGCACAUUCGCUCCAUGAUUCGCUUCCGGGGCGGGCCGAUCAGCGUGGCCGACUACAUGGAACAGGUGCUGACGAGCAGCAGUGCGGGUGGGUAUUACAUGCAGCGGGACGUGUUCGGGAGGGAGGGCGACUUCAUCACGUCGCCUGAAAUCUCCCAGAUGUUCGGCGAGAUGGUGGCGGUGUGGGCCAUGAUGACGUGGCAGCAGCUGGGCGCGCCCCCUAGAGUUCGAAUAGUGGAGCUGGGUCCGGGGAGAGGCACGCUCAUGGCUGACCUGCUGCGCUCAUCCGCCAAGUUCACGCCCUUCAGUGCAGCGGUGGAGGUGCAUCUGGUGGAGGUGAGCCCGGCUCUCAGGCGCCUGCAGUGGUCCGCCCUCAAAUGCCAAGCUGCAGAGGCGCAAGGGGGGAGGGAGGACGUUGGGGGGACGCAUGGGGGAAGGGCGGAUGGUGGGGGCGCGGAGGAGGCAAGCACUGGUGGAGUGGCGUCAGGAGGUGAAGCAGUCGCAGCAGUAGGCGCGCUUGAGCCCCAAGGGUCACCUUCUGCAACGGCACCAUCGCAACCACAAUCACCCUCCUCCUCAUCACCAUUACCAUCACCAUCAGCGUCACCAUCACCACCACCAUCACCAUCACCAUCACCACCAUCACCAUCACCAUCACCACCAUCACCAUCACCAUCACCACCAUCACCAUCACCAUCACCACCAUCACCAUCACCACCAUCACCAUCACCAUCAUCAUCACCAUCACCAUCACCAUCACCACCAUCAUCCUCAGAAGCAGCGGCGGGGGAGGUGGCAUUCCCGGGGACGGGAGUGUCGGGGCUGAGUGGAGCCACAGUCACGUGGCACUCUGCCCUGGAGGACGUACCCGAGGGAGUGCACGCCAUCCUCAUCGCACACGAGUUCUUUGACGCUCUGCCCGUGCGCCAGUUCCAAAAAACAGAGAGAGGGUGGUGUGAGAAACUAGUUGAUCUGGCAGAACCAGACAAAGAAGGCCAUCCAUCUGAAGCCCACUCCAACCCGAGCCAUGCACAAAAGGACACCAGUGGCCAUCCAUCUGCCAACUACCCUUUCCGAUUCGUCCUUUCCCCGGGGCCGACUGCGGCAAGCACUCUUUGUCUUCUUCCUCGCAUGCAAUGGGCCCCACUGGAGGAGCGGGUGGCAGCCGUCCACGUGGAAGUUUGUCCUAUAGCAGUGAAGAUUGCGCUGCAGAUCACGGAGAGGGUGGCGAGAGAUGGUGGGGCGGCGCUGAUAGUGGACUACGGGGAGGACAAAUUGAUAUCCGACAGCCUUCAGGCCAUACGCAAGCAUGAGUUUGUGAAUGUGUUGGAUGCGCCUGGCACGGCGGAUCUGAGUGCGUAUGUGGACUUUGCUGCCCUCCGCCAAGCCGUCACUGAUUCCAAGUUGCCAGCUCGGGCGUACGGCCCCAUCACCCAGUCACAACUACUUGGUCGGCUGGGCAUCAACUUCCGGGUGGAGGCGCUGCUGCGAGUGGCAUCAGAGCAGCAGGCGGAGGCUCUCAGAGACGGGUACUGGCGGCUCGUGGGCGACGGGGAACCCCCGUGGCUUGAUGAGGAGGAUGAGAGUGCGGGCGUGGAGGGGGGGCGUGUGGAGAGGGAGGGAGAGGUGGGAGUGCGUGGGGCUGAUGGUGGUGUUGGUGGGGUUGAGAGUGGUUCUUCUGGGAAAUGUGGUGGUGGUGGCAGCAGUGGCAAGGGAUCGUUCGUGGGCAUGGGAUCGACGUACAAGGCUCUUGUGAUCGCGAGUGAGAAGCUAGGCGUGCCGGUUGGAUUCGAAUGA